AUUAAAGAGGAACAUGAGUACCCAGAGCCCCUCCACAUUAAAGAGCAACAGGAAUACCCAGAGCCCCCCCAUAUCAAAGAGCAACAGGACGACCCAGAGCCCCCCCACAUCAAAGAGCAACAGGACGACCCAGAGCCCCCCCACAUCAAAGAGCAACAGGACGACCCAGAGCCCCCCCACAUUAAAGAGGAGCAGCUUCAAGGGCUGGAGGAGGAAGAUCAGUCCUUAGAGCUUGAUCACAGACAAACUGAACACAUGGAGACAGAAGGUGGUGGAGAGGACUGUGGAGGACCAGAACCUGACAGGAACUCGGGUCCAGAUUGGCCUACAGAACCAGAUACUGAUGAGGAGACUGAAGACUCAUCUGAACCUGAGACUGAUGAUAGGAAUGAGACCAGAGAACCUCAGUCAGGUUUAAACUCUCAUACGAAUGAUAAAGGUCCCAUCAGUGUUUCAAGAGGUAGAACAGGUGAGAAACCUUUGAGCUGUUCUAAAUGUAAGACAACAUUUGGUUGCAGUAAACAGCUGAAGAUACACAUGAAGACCCACGCAUCAGAGAAACCGUUCAGCUGCUCAGAGUGUGGUAAGUGUUUCACUGCAAUUGGAAGCCUGAACACUCACAUGAGAUGUCACACAGGGGAGAAACCAUACAGCUGCUCAGAGUGUGGUAAAUAUUUCGCUCAAAGGGGACAUCUGAAGAUACACAUGAGACGUCACACAGGGGAGAAACCUUUCAGCUGCUCAGAGUGUGGCAAAUCUUUCGCUGUAAGUGGAAGUCUGAAGAUACACAUGAGUUGUCACACAAGGGAGAAACCGUUCAGCUGCUCAGAGUGUGGUAAGUGUUUCACUGUAAGUGGAAGUCUGAAAAGACACAUGAGUUGUCACACUAGGGAGAAACCUUUCAGCUGCUCAGAGUGUGGCAAAUCUUUCGCUGUAAGUGGAAGUCUGAAGAUACACAUGAGUUGUCACACAAGGGAGAAAUCUUUCAGCUGCUUGCAUUGUGGUAAAGGUUUCUCUACAAGAUGCAUUCUGAAGAUACACAUGAGAUGUCACACAGGGGAGAAACCUUUCAGCUGCUCAGAGUGUGGCAAAUGUUUCACUCAAAGGGGAGAUCUGAAGAAACACAUGAGAUAUCACACAAGGGAGAAACCUUUCAGCUGCUCACUUUGUGAUAAACGUUUUACUCUAAGUGGAGGUCUGAAGAUACACAUGAGAUGUCACACAGGGGAGAAACCUUUCAGCUGCUCAGAGUGUGACAAAUGUUUCACUCAAAGGGGAAAUCUGAAGAACCACAUGAGAUGUCACACAAGGAGAAACCUUUCAGCUGUUUGCUUUGUGAUAAAUGUUUUACUGUAAGUGGAGGUCUGAAAAGACACAUGAGAUGUCACACAGGGGAGAAACCUUUCAGCUGCUCAGAGGUACAUGUUUCAGUAGAAGUGGAUAUCUGAAGAAGCACAUGAAAACUCACACAGAUGAGAAUCCAUUUUAGCCCCAUUACCGAAUCAACCUAUAGCAGAACUAUGUAGACAGAUAUUUGCAGUUACUUUUACAACAGCUGUCACAGACUUCCUCCCAGGGAUUCAGUCUUCUUGAGAUGACACUCUUGUUCCUGGUGUAAAACUCAUCCAUGAGGCUUCCAGCUGAUGGCUUGUGGAUCCCCCCACACCCGCCUUGUGCCUUUUGUACUCUGAGCCCAGUCCCUCUCCAGGAGUUUGGUUCCUGAAGUAGUAACAGCACUGGCUCUGGUUUCUCCCUCCAAGAGAGGUGAAAGAACUUGUCCAUAGACUGUGAAGCCAGGGUACAACACACAAGGUAUCCAACUGAGCUGCAUACCCCUUUGAGUGGUGCGCCCAUAGAGCAGCUGAUCCAAAUAGAUACGUUUCCCCCUAGAUAAAUGGACUGUCUCAGCGACAAGAACCUCACCAGCAAGCUUCAUUCCCAGUUGAGGCUCCAGUAAGGGGCUUCGCUGUCCCUUUUUCAGGGAUGGUGUUACGUUCCCCAGUUUCUGUGUCUGCUUGUUGUCUCCCCUUUCCUACAGGUGAUUCCAGGAGCCAGAUUGGAGACCUGGCCCCACCCACUCGUCAGUGCCAGAACCAAUUACUCCCAGCCUCGGAGGGAGAUAAGAAGUCACACUCUCUGGUGGCUCUCGCUCUCUCUCUGGUGUCCUGUGUGGGGGUAGUAAACGCAUACGUGACUCUGAUGGUGUUCUGUUACUUUGUUCUGUAUUGUAUUGUAGUGAGAGCGUGUUGUCAGUUCUGUGUUUUACCUGUUCUUUUUGUUCCCAGGGAAAAGGGGAAGCACCUUGGGAGUGCGUAGGCAAGCUGCCCAUGGGCCUACACCACCCGUAGUGAUUUCUCCUGUCUAGAGACACUAGGCAAGACCUGGGCGGACCACCCCUCUGUAUUUUGGUUAGUGAGCCUUGUUAGUGCUCAAAGUUAGGUUAGUUUGGGGGGGGUCAGGUAGGCAAGAGAUACUGUUUUGCUUUGUUCUUUGUUUUGCUUCCGUCCAGCCCCUUUUCCCAAGCAACCCGUAUAUAUAUGUUUAUUUGUUUUAAUAAACAUUUCCUUUUUUUACGGGUAAAAUGUGUUUGGUCAUCAGUGCACACACACACACUGCACCUUUUUCACACAGGCUGCAUUGAGGUCACGAGCGGCGGGUCGUUGCGUUGCCUCCCCCUAGAAGCAACGUAACAGAUGGUCAGUGAGUUCUUGCUCUGCCAACACAACUCCAAAGGUCACAAGGUCAAACACACAAACCGUAUGCUAAGUUUAGCUGGUUGUUCAUUGGAAGGUUGUAUUUAAAGCACGUAUAUUAUAUUUAUAGCAUAUUUCUCACCUGCUGAGCAGCAACUUAUAAUAAAAUGUAUGAGGAAGUGAAUCAUAUCAUACGCAAAAAAGGGAAUACGCAGCUGUAACUAAACAAAGAGAAAAGGCAGACAAUCGCAUUUUGCAGGCUGGUAGUCGCCUUAACAGAGGACGUUGCAUGUGUACGGACUGUGGAAAUCCUCUUUGGUGUAACACAUUCUUCUGUGGCCAGUGAAGGUAAUGAAGAUGUGCGCCAAGGACUUCAGGGCCAAGCACACUCUGGACGGUACGGCAAAUAGUGCAUUUAUUCACAGUUUGUCAUCUCCCUCGGCAUAUAAAACAUGCCGCUUUCAGAAAAGCGCAGUGCCACACAGACCAUCUGUGGGAUGGUGAGAGCAGGCUUCAGACCCAGCAGUCUGCACAAAUAACGGAUUCCAUCUCCAGAAAAUCUAUACUUCUCAUGCAGGUACUCGUGGGGAACAGCUAAAGGGUCUGAUCUGAACACCAUCUGACGUCUGAAAGCACGUCUUAAUAUCAGCGCUAAGUACAAAGAAACAUAUCACAGUAAUGUCUUUGUAUCAAGGAAUGUAACCAGAAUGACAUUAAACUUUGAUUUUACAUUUGA
This is a messenger RNA of Pungitius pungitius (ninespine stickleback), 3429 nucleotides long. Its product is annotated as gastrula zinc finger protein XlCGF17.1-like. Gene Ontology annotation, biological process: regulation of transcription by RNA polymerase II. The record is from RefSeq and is a predicted model, not a curated record. NCBI's taxonomy places the organism in Eukaryota, Metazoa, Chordata, Actinopteri, Perciformes, Gasterosteidae. The transcript has a single exon. The coding region runs from base 256 to 1356 and encodes 366 amino acids. Gene Ontology annotation, molecular function: RNA polymerase II cis-regulatory region sequence-specific DNA binding; DNA-binding transcription factor activity, RNA polymerase II-specific.